AUACGUGUCACUCAUGGUCAUAACGUAUAAUAUAACAUAUAACAUACAUUUAAGACACUGUCAUAUAUUAUAGAUUGUGUAUUUUGAAUUAUAGACAACUAAAACUCACCCACAGCUACAACAACACCUCUAUCCACAGCAUAUCUAAGUUAUUGUUUAACUGCCACCAUCCACAACUAUAACUAUUACAACCAUGUCCUUACAAAAGCUUACUGCCGAGUUGUACCUGUCGUUUGAACGUGGAGACUACAGCCAAUGCCAAAACAUUUUGCCCCCAAUCAAGAUCGAGCUCAUCAAGCAUAACCUUCUUGUUCCCGUAGCCUCCAAUUCUCAAACCAAAGACCAGGUGAACGACUUGAAGAUUGCACAGAGGAUAUUGGAGAUUGGAGCUUUGCUGUCGCUUUUGUCCAAUAACUACCAGAGCUUUGAGAACUUCGUAGCCCAGUUGAAACCGUUCUAUGCCAACAUCCAAUUGCAUCCCAGCUCCAAGAAACAUGCAAACUCCGAUGCCACCAAGAUCAAGUCGUUGUAUCUCUUGUACUUGUUGUCCCAGGGAUUGAUUUCGAAGUUCCACACCGAGCUAGAAGUCAUUUACAACUCCAACCAUGACGACAUAGAAAACGACAAGUACUUGCAGUUCCCAAUUAACUUGGAGCGUAACUUGAUGGAGGGUAACUACAACAAGAUCUGGAAGUUAUUGAAAGAGGAUAAAAACUUACCCUGCCAGGAGUUUGCCCAUUUCAUCGACACCUUGAUCCAGGCGUUGAGAUUCGAGAUUGCCAAGUCAAUCGAAAAGACCUACGAGUCUAUCCCUAUAAACAACUGCAAGAACUUGUUGUACUUCCCGCAAGAACAGUCUGACGCUGUGUUCGAAAAAGAAUUACUGGAGGAAUUGGAAGUGGAAAACUGGAAGUUCGAAAAUGGCAUCAUCUACUUCGACAAGAACGAGACUGUAUUGAAUGCUGACAAUUCUAAUGUUAUCCACAACGUCUUGAACUAUGCCGAACAGAUCGACUCCAUUAUCUAGAUAAUACAUAUUCUGCAAAUG
This is a messenger RNA of Scheffersomyces stipitis CBS 6054, 1048 nucleotides long. RefSeq names its product proteasome regulatory particle lid subunit. The transcript has a single exon. Gene Ontology annotation, biological process: proteasome-mediated ubiquitin-dependent protein catabolic process. Bases 194 to 1027 code for a protein of 277 amino acids. Lineage: Eukaryota; Fungi; Ascomycota; Pichiomycetes; Serinales; Debaryomycetaceae. The record is from RefSeq and is a predicted model, not a curated record. Gene Ontology annotation, cellular component: nucleus; cytosol; proteasome regulatory particle, lid subcomplex.